GACAACGUUUGGGAUUAUAGCGAGACUUGGUGUUAGUCACCAGAAUGUUUUACAGGAAAGCGAUUUCAACAUAGAUGUAAACAAAAAUUGACAGGUCAAGUUGAAGGCCUGAACUAUGCCUUAAUGAGCUAGUUAUAAAGAAAAAUAAGAUCACAAUCAUGAAGCCAGAAGCUCUGAGAUGGUGGGUGAAGGCGAUUGGAAGACCACUUUCUCAGUCUCUUUCAUCAAAAGCAGGGCCUUCGUGCAGAUCUUUUUCCAGUAAACAAUGGCAACAAACGGUUUAUAUGCAAAAUAAAAUGAUACUAGGGCGUUGUGGCAGAAACUUUGCCAUCAGAAAGAUGUUGCAUUCUAGAGGUAUAGCAAUUACAUGUUCAAAGUGUAUACAAGAUGGUCCAUAUGCUUACAAUAAAUUUGGACAAGGCCCUGACAAAGAAAACAUAGGAAACAAAAAAAACUUUGGAAAGGCUUGCCUUGGACUGCUGGUUGGAAUUGCUUCAUUCAUCCUGAUAUCCAAUCCGAUGUCAUACUUGAAGACCACAGUUCAUGCGUCUACUGGAGAGGUAGAAAAACAGGACUCCGGAGAGUUGCUUGAAGCAAAGGAGGAGGGAGAUGAGGAAGAGGGUGCACAGACAGAAAAGAAAAAGAAGAAGAAAAUUGGUUUCAGGGACCGCAGGAUAAUAGAAUAUGAAAAUCGUAUCAGAGCUUACUCCACCCCAGAUAAAAUAUUUCGCUACUUUGCAACAUUGAAAGUGCACCAGGAACAAGGUGACUGGGAGGUGUAUAUGACUCCUGAGGACUUUGUUCGCUCCAUCACACCAGGAAUGAAGCAGCCAGAGGGUUUGGGGUUGGACCAGUUCAUGAAGUUUGAUCCUCAGAAGGACGAUGUGCACAGCUUGGGUAAACUGUUUAAUAAGAACUUGGAAAGAUUGGGUUACCGGGGGUCAAAGCACAACAAAGCUGAGUGGAAGAUGGGAGAAGAUAGCAUCUUCUACCAGCUGGGCGAGAGUGGCCUCAUCUCCUUCUCCGACUACAUCUUCCUCCUCACUGUGCUCUCCACACCACCAAGGAAUUUCCAAAUUGCUUUCCGCAUGUUCGAUCUUGAUGGAGACGGCAAUGUGGAUGUUGAAGAAUUUCGCAAGGUUCAUCAGAUAAUCCGCAACCAGACUAGCAUAGGCAUGCGCCACCGUGACCAUGCUGUCACUGGAAAUGUUAUGAAGGGUGUGAGUUCAGCGUUGGUCACCUACUUUUUUGGACAAGAGGGAAAGAAGAAGCUGACUGUACCAGUGUUCCUUACCUUCCAGCAACAGGUCCAGAAUGAAGUGCUCAGAAUUGAGUUUGACCGUUAUGACCCUGACGAUGGAAAGAUCACGGAAAAAGAUUUUGGAAGAAUUCUACUAACAUAUGCUGGAUAUCCAGACAAGAAAAAGACUCGCAUGCUGAAAAGGGUCAUUAAGAAGUUCAAAGAGGAACCGCAGGGUAUCACAUUUGAGGAGUACACCAAUUUCUGGCGUUUCCUAAAGAGCAUCAAUGAUGUUGACACUGCUCUAAGUUUCUACCACCUGGCUGGUGUCUCUAUUGAUGAAGAGACACUGAAGCAUGUGGCCAAGACAGUAGCACAUGUUCAUCUGACAGAUCAUGUGGUUAAUGUGGUGUUCACACUCUUUGAUGAAAACAACGAUGGUCAGCUGAGCAAUCGGGAGUUUGUGUCGGUGAUGAAACAGCGUGUAAUGAGAGGGUUGGAGAAACCCAAGGACACUGGCUUUAUCAAGCUCAUCAAUGCAACCUGGAAGUGUACCAAGUCCCAGACCUCAGCAUUCCUUGAGUAGACCCACAGACUUUUGUGUGCAAAGGAUCUCUGUUUUGACAUCCAUGUGAUUGUCUAAAAUUUAUUGUUUUGUUUCUGGUAUAUUUUACAGGAUUGUUAGUAUUGCAACCUAAAUUAUAUUUAUAUGUAUGCUCAUAAAAUAGAUAGUUAUUGCAGAUUUUUUUAGUUAUCUUACUGUCUUUCUGAACUCUUUACCUUCAUACAAUAUUGCAGACUUAUUCAAUCAUGAAGAUUAAAGCUACUUUUUAUCCUA
Mizuhopecten yessoensis (Yesso scallop) is the source of this 2078-nucleotide messenger RNA. RefSeq names its product calcium uptake protein 1, mitochondrial-like. The transcript has 15 exons. The record is from RefSeq and is a predicted model, not a curated record. Gene Ontology annotation, cellular component: uniplex complex. Gene Ontology annotation, biological process: mitochondrial calcium ion homeostasis; calcium import into the mitochondrion. NCBI's taxonomy places the organism in Eukaryota, Metazoa, Mollusca, Bivalvia, Pectinida, Pectinidae. Bases 159 to 1826 code for a protein of 555 amino acids. Gene Ontology annotation, molecular function: calcium ion binding.